Monomorium pharaonis (pharaoh ant) is the source of this 2017-nucleotide messenger RNA. Its product is annotated as odorant receptor 9a. The transcript has 4 exons. Bases 35 to 1210 code for a protein of 391 amino acids. Gene Ontology annotation, cellular component: plasma membrane. Gene Ontology annotation, molecular function: odorant binding; olfactory receptor activity. The record is from RefSeq and is a predicted model, not a curated record. Gene Ontology annotation, biological process: detection of chemical stimulus involved in sensory perception of smell; sensory perception of smell. NCBI's taxonomy places the organism in Eukaryota, Metazoa, Arthropoda, Insecta, Hymenoptera, Formicidae.
GUCAUGCAACGUGCAGCUGUACUUAACUGUAACAAUGCCGCCGAAUGAUGAUAUAGCAUACGCUAUGAACAUCUUGAAAUUUAUAACUCUGCCAUUAGGCAUCUGGCCACUGCAAAAAUAUAAUACAUUUUCUUUAAUUCUUUGUAUCCUAAGCGGUUCCAGUUUGGCCGUGUUAAUGAUCACGAUGUUCCUGGAAGUAAAUUUCAGUAAUGAUAAUGCAUAUAUAAAACUCGAUAAACUUAUGCUUACGUGCUGCGCCACUCUCUCUGUAUUAAAAAUAUUUUCUUUUCGCUUUUAUGCCGACAAACUGAUUCUCAAUUUUACUUCGGCCGUUACCGAUUAUCUUGCUAUCGAUACUGAGGAAAAGCGCACGAUCAUGCGACGGCACGCAUAUAUGGGAAGAAUAAUUUCCUACGGUAUCUCAAUUUUGGCUUAUGUGGCUGCAACACUUUUUACGCUAAAGCCUAUAUUAGAAAGCAAUACUCAAGUUAAUGUAUCUAUCAAGAAUCAAUUAGCAGAUUUACCCUUACCCUUAACAUGGACCUUAGGAAACUUAGGUCAUAUCUCUACAACUUUAUACUUCACACUUGCUUUGGUGCAAUAUUAUUUAUUAUUACUCAACGUCAACGGCAAUGUUGGCAAUGAUUCACUUUUCUACGCUAUCACUCUUCAUAUUUGCGGGCAAAUGGAACUUCUAAAAAUCGAAUUUACUAAUUAUGGUGUAAAAAGUGAAAACUUAAGUAAAGAACUUUUUGUACUGAUAUCAAGACAUCGUCAUCUUAUGGAGCAUGCGGAACUUCUGGUAGAUGUAAUAAGUUUCGUUUUACUUGUACAAUUGUUGUUCAGUUGUAUUAUCAUUUGCUUUAUCGGUCUAAAUUUGAUUGUGGCACUAAAAUUACAUGACGCAAUGAUGAUUAGUAAAUGCUUAUCAGUGAUAAUCACUCUGCUUUUGCAGUUGUUCUUUUAUAGUUUUGUGGGCGAUUAUCUAAAGUGUCAAAUGGAAGAUAUUGCGUACUCUAUCUACAGCUGCAAUUGGAGCUCUUUCCCAUUGAAAUUAAUGAGGAAUGUCUUAUUUGUCAUCAUGCGAUCGCAACAACCUGUUCAACUAUUAGCUGGCAGAUAUUUCGUAGUAACCAUUGAAACUUAUAUGUCCAUAUUAAAAAGUUCCCUUUCAUAUUUGUCAGUACUACGAAUAAUGAUAGAUGUAUAGAAUGUGACUAUUGAAAAGAAAAUUCGGAGAAAUAACACACCAGUAUCAUUUUGUAAAAAACUUACUAUAAAACAUAAUCAUUUUGCUUUAAAUUAAUUAAUUAAAUUGUAAGAAUAAAAUAAAAUUACUUUUUUUUUAAUUAUAUUAAUAAGGUCAUUGAACACCGCUUGAACACAAGGAUGACCAAUCUUUACACUAGUAAUUCGCGAAAGCAUUCUCAAUGGCACGCUUAAAGAAGUGUGCUAUAGAAAUAAGUUUAAAAAAUUAAAAAUAAUACAGUAAAAUAUUCAAAAUUUUCUACAUUAAUUUUUUUUACGCUUGCGUUUUCUAGCUAAUAUCUAGAUUUGUUUUAAAAAUACCAUGCAAUAUAUAUAUUUAUAAAUACUAGAGACAUGAUGUUUAUCAAUUCUUCAGUUAAUAUUAAUAAAUUUGUAAAUAAAAAACAAAUUCAAAAACUUUAUUAGAAAUAAAAAUUAUAUUUUAAACACAGUAACAUUUUGAUCUAUUUUGGUUUGAAUAAUUUAUUUUAAAAUGUAAAACAAAACACAACAAAGAAAACAAAUAUUGUAAAAAUAAAAAAAGUCUUUUUAGUUUUAAUGCAAGAAGAAAGUAUAAAAUUACAAUCAUUUUUGUUUUAAUUUCGUAAUUGACUGGCAUUCUAAAAAUUUCGAAGUGUAAUGACAUGCCAGACAAAAGAUUAGCCACCCUUGCUAUACGUAUUACUUUAGGAAGUUGUAGUAAUGCAUAAUUUGCGGUUGCAAAAAGAAUUAUCAUUUCAUACAAUUUGAUAAAUGUCAAAUAAACGAA